Zeugodacus cucurbitae (melon fly) is the source of this 980-nucleotide messenger RNA. RefSeq lists its product as uncharacterized. Gene Ontology annotation, molecular function: oxidoreductase activity. The transcript has a single exon. Bases 58 to 825 code for a protein of 255 amino acids. NCBI's taxonomy places the organism in Eukaryota, Metazoa, Arthropoda, Insecta, Diptera, Tephritidae. The record is from RefSeq and is a predicted model, not a curated record.
UAACCCGCCUAGCCAAAUUCUUAGUUUAGUUUUCGCUUUCGAUUUGAAUUCAACAAAAUGAGUUUAGCUGGCAAAGUUGUAAUUGUGACCGGUGCAAGUACAGGUAUUGGUGCUACAACAGCAGAGUAUUUUGCCAAAUUGGGUGCAAAAGUCGUUCUAGUCGGACGCAAUGAAGCAAAGUUACGCUCGUCUGCAGCAGCCUGCCGACUAGCCAACAAGGAUGCCGAACAACUGAUUCUCAUUGCUGAUGUAACGGAGAAAGCUGAGUAUAUUAUUGACAGCACAAUUCAAAAAUUCGGGCAAUUGGAUGUUUUAGUCAAUAAUGCUGGCAUUUUUGAAACGGGCAACAUACUGGACGUUGACGUAGAUCAAUUUGAUAGAAUUUUAAAUACAAAUUUGCGUUCGGUCUUCCUUUUAACAAAAUACGCCGCACCACAUCUGGUGAAGAGCCAAGGAAAUAUUGUGAAUGUAUCCAGUCUUGCUGGACUGCGUUCGUUUAAGGAUGUGUCUGUCUAUUGCGUCUCCAAAGCAGCACUUGAUCAAUUCACCAGAUGCAUUGCCUUAGAUUUGGCAUCGAAGAAUGUGCGUGUGAAUGCCGUAAAUCCUGGUGCGGUAGCAACAGACAUUGGAAUACGUAACGGUAUGACGGUAGAAGAAUACGCAGCUCAUUUGGAAAAAUCCAAGGAGACUUAUCCGCUAGGUCGCACUGGAGUGACAAACGAAGUGGCUGACGCCAUCAUUUUCUUAGCUAGUGACAGCUCCAGUUUUAUAACGGGCGCAACUCUGCCCAUCGACGGGGGCAAGCAUGCCGUGUGUCCACGUUAAUGAAGUGUGUAAAAAAAUAAAUAAAUACCGUUUUAAAUAAAUGGUAUUAUUAAUAUUUGUUUAUAUAAUCAAAAAUUAUUAAUAUAUAUGUACAUGUAUAUUAUAUAAGCAUUCGAAAAUAAUUUAAAUAAAAUAUACAUACAUACAUAUAUGUA